Molecule: messenger RNA, 500 nt
Organism: Mucor mucedo
Lineage: Eukaryota; Fungi; Mucoromycota; Mucoromycetes; Mucorales; Mucoraceae
Exons: 1
Coding region: 11-355 (114 amino acids)
Source: RefSeq, a predicted model, not a curated record
UUAAAUAGAAAUGCAUUUAUUUGGUAUUUCUCUGUGUUUGGUUGCUACGUCCAUGGUUAUGGCUUCUGUACAAGCCUUAACUCCAGCUGAUCUUUCGUCUUUAUCUAACCAUAAAAGGCUGCUAACAUAUUCAGACCAGGUAUUAGCAGGUGGUAAUAGCCGAAGAUCUAUCUUGGCUCGCAGAAGAACAGGCAAUGUAAAAAGAAAACGGGAUGUCAAGAACGCUCCAGCUAAUACAGGAGUUGACCAGGCUCAAAAUACCGGUGCUUCAGCUAAUCCUGUUAAAAGCAGUCAAGGUGGAGAAGGGGGUGAAAAUGAACCGGAUGAAAAUGAACCAGAUGAAGAUGAAAAAUAAAGCAUUCAUGAAAAGCGGUCUUUGCCAUUAAUUUUGAAGUAAAUUCAAACCGCUGUGCAGCUCAGAAAUUUUUUAAUAAAGUCGUACAAUUGAACCAAUGAAUUGAUGGCAUUUUCUUUCAGUCGAUGCUAAUGAAAGAAUGAAG